Molecule: messenger RNA, 6090 nt
Organism: Verticillium alfalfae VaMs.102
Lineage: Eukaryota; Fungi; Ascomycota; Sordariomycetes; Glomerellales; Plectosphaerellaceae
Product: FMP27
Exons: 4
Coding region: 1-6090 (2029 amino acids)
Source: RefSeq, a predicted model, not a curated record
AUGGCGCUCCUCAAUCCGACCUUCAUCUUUGGCGUCGUCGUUCUUCUCUAUCUGUCCUCUUUCAUUCUCUUCGCCGUCAUUCGAAUCAUCACCGGUGUCUCGAUACAGCGAGUCGGCUACUUCUCCCUCCGACGACUCGCCUACACCUUUAAGGAUGGCUUCAAGGUCGAGAUCCGAGGUCUGGGCCUGACCAUCCACCGACCUACAUUUUCCCAACCAACAUGGCUGAGCAUUGUCAUCAGCGAGCUGUCUGUGACCAUUGAUGUCAGAGAACUCGAGGGAAAACGGGCCGAGGAGAGCUCAGCUGAGGAGACCGACGCUCAAUCGGACGACUCUUCGUCGAAGCCUCUGCUCAACCUUCCCAAGCUACGACGGAACGACGUCGUGGCCACCAAUUCGACGAUCAAUAUUGUGGAUGUGGGCAAUAUCCAAUGCGGCAGCAUCACCAUCGCCGUGGAUACUCGCAGGAAGAUGGUGGACCGCGCCCGAUUCUUCUUCCAGUUCAGGACCGACCGGCAGAAGAAGCAACGGCAGGCUGAAUGGAUCAUGACUCUCAGGAGCGUACUCUUUACAGCGGAGGGGAACGAGUCGCUCGAGAUCCUAGACUACGCUACGCUCAACAUUCACGGCUUCCUGUACGAGGCUCUGGACGGCCUGAGAGACGCCUCGAUUGCCCUCAAGCUGAACCGCAUUCACAUCCCCUACGACGACGUUCACCUCUGCGUCCAGCGUUUCAAGCGCUGCAGAACCCAGAGAUCGCCUUCAUUUGGUCUGAAUGAGUCGCCUGACCUCUUUGCUGGGAAGGCCGAGCGCGAAUCCACCGACCCCGGUCUCACAGAGGAAGAUAUCAUGCAGACGGUGUCCGACUCGAAGGAAUUUGUCAGCUCGAUUCUCAGAGGCGUCAAGGAGGUUCAGUUCGCCGUUAGUUUUGUUGGAUUGACAAAAAAGGUCGACACUGUCAAGCCAAAUGCUGCGCCAGUUUUGCUCAACGCUUCCAUGAAGGAGGUCGGUGUAGAUCUUCAUCGCCUGGAUCCGAAAUCACCAGCCCACAGAAUGUACUUUCCAUCCAAGGAUAUUGCACAUGAAGCCCUGGCGGCGGCUCUGUCCAUAUCAAUUGGACUCGAUGAUGGCCAUGGAAAGCCGGAACGCCUGAUUUACAUUCCCAUGACGACAACGACAGUCAAAACGACCUUGCCAUCCAAAACGGUCGAGCUGGCUCGGGAUGACACGGCGCAAGACAAAAACGCGAAUAUUCUUUUCGCAAACUCUGUCAUCACAUCACCAUCUGUCGACAUCGACCCUCGACAUUUGCCGCUGUUGAUUGCCAUUCUUCAGCCUCAAAGACCAAAGAGGCCCAAGACCCAUAGGAUGGGGCAGCAGCCAGGUCAUGUGCUGAUUUCGAGGCUCCUGCCAAAGGCGAACAUCAAGUUCACGAUGCAUGAGCCGGUAGUCAGGAUAGCGCUACCACCUGUGGACAAGGCUGCCGCAGACGACGACUUUGACCUCAUCAUCUCCCACAUCUCGUCCAUAUCCAUGGAUAUGGAAUCCUCUCACUCAGCUUUACAAGAGCUUCAUUAUUCCCUAGCGUCCUCCAUGCGACUGCAAUCUCAUCAUCUGUACUAUCAAACCUCCAACGGAGAGCGAUUCAACCUUGUUGAUACGGAAAGCUUUGAUCUGAAGGUACAGCUCAGUGCCGCGCCAGAUGUCCACGUUGUGGCUUCAGGCAGCAUUGACACUUUUGCUAUCAAGAUGGUGCGUCCUGAAAUCACCGACGGUCUCAGGCAAAUCUUCCGACAACUCCGACUCAAUGUUGAGCCGAAGAAGCGCGUCGUCUCCAAAACGCUUCGAAAUCAGAACUUUCUCCGCGGCAUGCCAGACUGGCUGUUGCAGUUCCAGAUGCAGGCUACCGACGUGAGCCUCGAAGUCGCCGGUAUUGAUGAGGAAAUAUCAGAAGACACCCGCGGUGUGUCGCUUCAACUAGACUCGUUCACGUCUGAGUAUAGAGCACAACGACUGGACGGGCUGCAGCGGCGUCCUUCUCGUCGGCGAGCUAAUAGCCGUACUGUUGCGCCUGAUGCAGAUCUCCUGAAGGCGCCCCUUUCACCACGCAAGAAACAGCAAAAUGCGGGCGAUGGAAGGCGUGUCGCCUUGCACGUUCGAGGCCUUGAGGCAUACAUUGUGGAGGCCGCGGAUCGCGCCGAAGCUGAGCCAUUUGUCAACAUGCCUCGGUUUGAGGUUGCCUUUUCAACGUCAAGCGACCAGCAAGGCCCCAUUUUCCACAUUCAUGCGAGUGUUCGCACGAUUUUGCUGCAAUACUCUCUGUACCGUCAUUAUUCGGUUGCCGUGGCCGGAAUGGUUCUGCGCAAAGCAUUUGUAAAGACGAGAUCGGACACAACUCCCUUGAGAUCACCGCCAGGCUCCAGAGCCAGUCUCUCUGGUGACCUUCUUGUUCCGCCCGGUUCUCCCGAGAUGCCAAUGGACUUUAGUGACAUGUCGACCAUCACGCAAGAGCUCGUUACAGUCGACUUCAAGGCAGCCAUGAUUCAGGUGAAGGCAGAUAUGCCCCACGACCCGAGGCUGUUGCUUCAGAUUUACGGAGUCGAGGCUGGCCGCCACAGGUGGUCUGCACCAUUCUUAAUCUAUAAUCAGAUUCGCUUGUGUGUCCAGCUACCGCGCAUUCGCGGCGUCUGGGCCAGGCUGCUGUGCAUCAAAGGAGGUCGGAUCGAUCACCGAAUAUCGAGGCGCAAAACAUCAUCGGGUGCUUUUCAAGAGGAACGUAUGUUCGAUAUUGCUGCAGACGCGACCCGAUUCGCUGUUCCACAUGAAGUGAUUGUCAGCAAGAUCUCUGACAAUAUCACCAAUGUGUACAAGUCAGUGCUCCAACUACACCACCGCUUCAAGACAGGUACGAACGAGUACAUCCUCGACAAGCAGCCUGAGGCCCCCAAAAACGUCCCCAAAGUCUCAAUUCGGACCAAGACCUUCUUAUUCGAGCUUGAGGAUGGUGCUUUCGAAUGGAAUCUCGGUAUGAUCUACCGUGCAGGUCGUGUAGAGCAGAUGCAAAGGCUUGCCCGGGAGGAGGCCUUCGAGCUCAAGCGGAAGAAAAUCCGCGAGGAAGAGUCGCGCAGAGACUCGCACAACAAACACCGCGCUCGCUCUCUGUUUCAUAAAGGGCGUGGCAAGAACGGCGCUUCUGAGCCCAGGAGCCGAAGCGUUGACGGUCGACGCCGUGCGAGUGACGAACCCGACAGGGGUAGAAAGCCGAGAUACGACCCCGAGGGUGGCUCGCUUGGCAUCACAGGUCGCAGUAAGAUUGCUGAGCAGGAGGCUCGCCAGAAGCUCGACGCCUACAACGCCACGAGCUGGAAGAAGCGCAUCGAUCGUCACUACGCACAGGGUAAGAACAGCAUGCGUGAACUGCGCGGCCUCUUCUGGGGCCCCGAUCAUCUUCCUGACGACUUGGAAGAAGCCGAGAGAAUUCUUGAGGUACCCCAGCGCCCUGCACUCAUGGCUGCCAUCAUCACCGACCUGCACCUCCUCAUUGACAAGCCUACGUUUCCGAUGAAGGAUCUGCCUGAUUUCAUUCACUCGGUAGGCAAGGGCAUGCCGAAGGACAUGAAGUAUGGCCUGUUGGUCCCCAUGCACGUGAGCAUAGAUAUCGGCGAGGCCAGAGUCACUCUUCGCGACUACCCGUUGCCCCUGAUCCACAUCCCGGGCCUCAAGCCUGGCCAACCAGCAAGACAGUCUGCCAUGUCGCUCAGGACGAACUUUGUCAUUGCGGAAGAGUAUCGCGGCAAGAAAUCGACGCGCCACAUUAAGGUCAAUAUUAUUCCUCCGCGAACGCUAGAGUCAGAUGUCGGCCAGGAAGGUGGCUUUGCCAUUGACGUCCGUCGUACGAUCGGACCCAUCAAGUCGUUCUCAGACAUGCGAAUCGACAUCAACACGUCGCUGCCAACGAGAAUUACUUGGGGAGGGCCUUGCUAUCAGCCGGCAAUUCAAGACAUGAUGAUGGUCAUUGAGUCCUUCACCAAGCCGCAGGUGGACCCGUCAGAACGAGUUGGUUUCUGGGAUAAAAUUCGACUCAACUUUCAUUCCAGGAUACACAUUGCUUGGAGAGGCGACGGAGACUUGCAUCUCGCUCUCAAGGGAACGCGCGAUCCGUACUGUGUCACAGGCAACGGUGCAGGUUUCAUCAUGUGUUGGCGCAACAACAUUCGAUGGAACGUCAAUGCUGAUGACGACCCCAAACGAUUCAUGACGGUCGACUCUGGAGAAUACGUCUUGGCCAUUCCUGACUACAGCCACCAAGUCAGAGAGUCUAAUCGCCGUACAGGAGACGAGGACAGCAACCUGAUUGAUGACAGCUACAAGAAUGGCAUCACCUUCAAAAAGGUGGUUAUGAAGUUAUCCGGCAAGGUGCAGUGGAUGACCGGACUGGUGUUCGAGCAAGCCAUCCAAGAAGGUAAGCGGAGUUUUGACUUCAAGCCGCACUACGACGUGGUACUGCGAGCGCCUCAGCACGCGCAGGGAGAAGAUGGCCUUGCCUACGAUGCCUUCCGCGGCUUCAGGAGCAGCCAUAUUCAUCUCUCCAUUGCUGUUCGAGCACCGGGCGACAGGGAUUGGUUGGCGACCAAUCCUGCACCGUCACGCAGUUACAAUGCUGUGCACUGUACUCCUCGCUUCUUCACACACUUUUUCGCCUGGUGGUCGCUCUUUGGGGGUCCCAUGUCGCUGCCGAUCCGCCAAGGACCGCUCUGGCCGGGUCGUGAGAGGACAAGCAAGAAAUUUGGCAAGCACCUCGCGACCAUCAAGUACAAUCUCCUGCUGGCGCCCCUAUUUCUCAGUCAUAUCUACAAGCAUAAGGAUGUGGAAGACUACUCCGAAAGUGCGGUAUCUGCAACUGGCCUGAAGGUACGCUUCGAUAGCUUCAUGCUCGAUUUACACCAGCGGCGAGAAGAGUUCAACACGAGGGAUCACGCCCGCAAGACGCAGAGCAGAACCAGUGGCAUCAAAAUCCACGCCGCACAGCUCGACCUGGCCAACGCAGACGUUCGUGCCGUCUCGGCUAGCAUACGUGGCACCACGACGGAGGCCAUCAAGAAGGGAACAUUGGCGAACCUCUCGAUCGACCAAGUCGAGACCGCGGAUAUGGUGCUCGAUGAUGGCACCAGAGCUAUUUACGCGGCGGAUUCUGAGGCACUCCGAAGGCACAGUAGCGUGCUUAGGGUCAAGAAGGCAUUGCUCGAAAACAUGGUGCAACAACUGCCCAGCAAGUCCCCAACGCAUGGCAAGAUGCCCAAGUUCAAAGGCGAUGCCGCUUCUGAAGCAUCGAUUGAGGUUGACCGCGAGUCCAUGAAGAUCCCGUCAGGGGCUGAGUUCGAGAGCGACGCACAAAACCGCUUCGUCAUUCACAACCUGCACUUCAAGUGGAACAAUUUACUGCGGAACAUUGUUCUCCGCUACACGCACCAGGUGAGCCAGCGACGAGGCUUCAUCUACUAUCUCUCGCGCCCGGCCGUCAAGUUCAUCAUCGACAUUGUUGAGGAGCAGUACAAGGCCAAAUUCGGCACCAAGACUACCAACGGCAAGGCUGCCACGGAUGACAACUCGACAGAUCCUAGCUUCAUGGAUCGCGAGACGCAAGAAGACAUCGAGGAGCGUAUCAAGCGUAUUCUCCAAGACGGACGCAAGUUUGUGAAUGCUGAUCAGGCCGACGCCACCGACACGAGCACAAAUGUUGCCAUGGAAGAUUUGACGGGAGGCAUCUCUGAAGACUUCCGGGCCCAGAGCAACUACCAUGUCCGGGUCAUUGCGCCUCAAAUUCAGCUGCAGAGUGACAAGAACAAGAAGAAUGUUGUGCUGCUGACGGCCAAGGGCAUGGAACUCAAGGUUGUCGAAAUCAUGGACAAGGAAAGGCUGUCUGACGCGGUCAGCGGCCUAGUGCAACGGCGUAUUCUGGUCUCCAUGGACAGCACACAGUUCUUCGUCACCCACCAGAAGUGGUUCUCGACCCACCUCGUAUCCAUGUAUGCUGGCAGCCAAAGACUUCGGCCAUGCUGCGAUACGACAAGUACAACACGCUGCGUUUGA